Vigna radiata var. radiata (mung bean) is the source of this 3386-nucleotide messenger RNA. RefSeq lists its product as uncharacterized. NCBI's taxonomy places the organism in Eukaryota, Viridiplantae, Streptophyta, Magnoliopsida, Fabales, Fabaceae. Gene Ontology annotation, molecular function: protein binding. The record is from RefSeq and is a predicted model, not a curated record. The transcript is spliced from 6 exons. The coding region runs from base 465 to 2315 and encodes 616 amino acids.
AGGCAAAGCAUAUUGUCCAAUGUAUGUACAAAACAGAAAAGUUGAGGUGGUGGAACUGAGAAUCAUCAACCAGUACUCUACUUUUUCAUGAUUUUAAAAAGUUUACACAAAGAAAUAUAUUAAUACUCCACAGUGAAUGAUAUAUGCAGAAAGAAAUGUAAAAACAAGAAUUCAUUGUGUGAAAUGACAGAACCUCUACUUGAAGUGUUCCAUCUGCCCUUUCAUUCUAAAUGUAAAGAAUAGGAUUUGCAAACUGUUGCAGUUUUAGCUGACUUAGAAAGUGAUUCUAACUUUGCGUUGUCUUCAGGGAAAGCAUCUCCAACUCAUAUAUCUGAAACUGCAGAAGGAACCUGCUUCUGCAUGCUUCCAUUACCUUUCUGCAGCAACUAGUAAACCCUUGAACCAAAUUUCAGCUGCCAAAGCACUACAAAGUUUGACUGUUAAAAGGGCAUUAAAGUCCACUCAUGUCUGUCGAUGAUGUUAAGGCUGCUGCUAGUGAGUUCGCUAGGGGAUUUAAUCACAGUUACUACCACCCGUUGCACAUAGCAAUACUAAAAGGAGAUUGGCAAUCUACAAAGGCUUUUCUUGACAAUGACCCAAGUGCAUGGACUGCAAAGAUCACAAUACUCGGUAGGACUGCGAUGCAUGUUGCAGCUGUAGGAGGGCAGUGGCAAAUUGUUGAGAAGUUGGUGCAACAUGUUCCUACAAAAGUGCUUGAAGAGUUGGACUUGAUGGGUUGUACUUGCCUGCACUAUGUUGCAAUGGGGGAAAGCAGAAGUGCUGCCAAGGCAUUGGUCACUAAAAAUCCUUCUCUGACACAACUCACUGACUUCAAAGGAUUCACACCACUUAUCUACAGUAUUACCUCUGCUAAAUGCAAAGAAAUGGUAUGGUACUUUGUUUUGAAUACUACAGAUGAGAGACCUGGUUGUCCUUUCUCUGGUCCUUCUGCUGCUCAACUUGUUGCUUUGCUUACUGCUGCAGGAUUUCAUGAUGUCACUAUAUAUCUUCUCCAGCGCUACCCAGAUUUGGCUACUCUCUCAGAUUCAAAGGGAAGCAUUAUACUUAAUGUUUUGUCAAAAUUGCCUUCGGACUUUCAAAGUGGAAAUAAACUUGGAUUUUGGAAAAGAUGCAUUUACCACUGUAUGCCAGAUGAACUUGAUUUUUUACCACCAAGUCAUCUGAGAGGAAAUUCGAAAGAUUCAUUUGGGAAUUCAAGCCAUUACAGAUCCUAUUUUGGAAGUACAAUAUGGGAUGUGAUUCAGAGUAUUGUUCCUGGCAUAAAGCUAGUGAGAGAGGCAAAGUUGAGACACGCAUCUGCUGCAAGAUUGGUGGAACUGGUUUGCACACAGGUUUCAAAUUUGAAUGACACCGAAUUCUGGCAGUCUUUUGUGAGUGCAGACGUUGUUUUCAAUGCCUCAUCAUCUGGCAUAGUUGAAAUUUUAAGGAUCAGUUUCCAGUUUUUUCCUGAUUUGGUUUGGUGUCACUUGCCAAAUGAAGGAUAUGUAGCUCAAACUGCCAUCAAGUAUCGGCAAGAGAAGGUUUUUAGUCUUGUAUGCAAUAUGCCUAUAAUUUGCAAGUUCUUAAUCCUGGCAUUAGAUGAAUCACAAAACACCACAUCACAUCUAGCAGCAAGGUUUGCUUCUCCUCAACAGGCAUCAAUUUCUGGUGCAGCUUUUCAAAUGCAAAAAGAGUUGCAGUGGUUUAAGAAAGUGGAGCAAUGGGAUCACCCUCUUCAUAAAGAAGUUAAAAACAUAGAUGGUAAAACACCUUGGCAAUUGUUCAGGGAAGAGCAUAAGCCCUUGCUUGAAGAAGCAAAGGUUUGGAUGAAGGAUACAUCAAACUCUUGUAUGUUGGUGGCAACUCUUAUUGCCACAGUUGUCUUUGCUGCUUCUAUAACUGUACCUGGAGGAAACAACCAAGAGAAAGGAUUUCCAUUAUUCUUGUCAGAUAACACAUUCAUGGUGUUCGUUGUGUCAGAUACAUUAGCUUUGUUUUCCUCCAUGGUUUCCCUUUUGAUGUUUUUAUCAAUUCUAACUGCACAUUAUGCAGAAGAAGAUUUUCUCAAGAGAUUACCUGAGAGAAUAAUAUUGGGUCUGGCUUCUUUGUUCUUUUCAAUAGUAACUACAAUGAUAGCAUUUGGUGCAGCCCUGGAUUUGUUGCUAAGGGAGAGAGUGAAAUGGGUGUCAAUCCCAAUUGCUCUUCUGGCAUGUGUCCCAGUUGCUCUAUUUGCAGGGCUUCAACUUCCCUUGUUCAUACAAAUGAUCAUAUCAACCUAUGGUUCUUCUAUAUAUCAUCGUCAAAGUCUUUGGUAAGGCUUUUGUGUUGUCCCAGCUUAUGAAAAAAUAGGACAAAGAAUGGAAACAUCAAACCAUAUAGUAGUGUCAGCAGGUGAUGGCUUUAGUUAGCUUUGGAAUUUGUUUUUACUGAGUAUAGCCCGAAGUUGGUUUUACAACAGUGAACUAUAAUGAAAAAAGAAUUUGACCAAACUGCUUUAGGAAAUACUACCCAGUUAUCUAAAAACCUGUCACUAAUAAUCUCUCAAAAAUCGUCCUUUUUCAGAGAUGAAUUACUGCACUACUUUCAAACAAUUUUCUAAAAGCUAAUAAAUGUUAGUCACUCUGUAAUAUUUGAAAUGUUACAUUAUAGUAAUUCGAUAUGGUAGUAGUUUAUUUGUUAGGAAUAUUGAAGUUGUUUACAUGUUUUUUUAUUCAAUCAAAAUCGAAUAUUUUUUAUACAAUGCAAACUAUUUCUAGUUGCAUGCCAUGUAUAAAUACAUGCUACUUGUAUUCUUAUAAAAUUUCUGAUUAAAGAACCAAUUUAGAAGUUUUAUCCAAAUUUAUUUUAGAAAGCAGAAUUUCUUUUGGUCCUUUGAUACUUUCGUUUUUGCUAAUGGGUCUCUUCUGAUAUUUGCUCUAUAACAAGUUAUCCCAUGAACAAAAAAACAUGACUGUUCCAAAUUGUUUGAAAAAUACUACAAAUGGUAACAGAUAUUACAUACACCACACUGUUUGAAAAACCAGCACAUCAGCUAGUAAACGUACGCCUAAAAUAUGUGAUCCAUCAACCAAUCAAAAUCCCACAACCAUAUUUCAAGUACGUUUAUUUUUGUUGACCAAAAAACCAAAUUAGCCCGGUUUUACACUAUGAACGUUCAAAUAUCUGAAUCCAACAACGUAAAUCAGAGUCUUGAAUCUACAAAACCUAUCUAUAACCAAGAUAUGAAAAGAAUAAAUCCAGGACUAAUCUAUUAUAUAAAAAAUUCUCAUUGCAUACCAAAAAGCUUGACUCGUAACAUAGUCCGUCUCGAAUGGGAAGGUGAGAAGGCAAAAGAUCUACUCAUUUUAGGACUCAUCGGACACUGAAAUUCCAAAGAGAAAGUUUAA